AUGUCUAUCAUUUCAGAUGCCCCCAGUACCACUGCCUCCUGGGACCAAAUGGAGUCCUCUGGAUCCUCUGAGUAUUAUUAUGAUCUACAGAGUCAUCUAUGUGAGAGCGAGACCACCUUUGCCAACUUCACUGCUGUCCUGUACUCUCUGGUUUUACUCCUCAGCCUGAUGGGUAACAGCCUGGUUUUCUGGGUCUUGGUGAAAUAUGAGAAUCUAGAGUCACUCACCAAUGUCUUCAUCCUCAACCUGUGUCUCUCAGACCUUAUUUUCUCCUGCCUGCUGCCUGUGUGGGUCUUAGCACAGUAUUGGGGUUGGUUGCUAGGUGAUUUCCUCUGCAAACUCCUCAACCUGAUCUUCUCCAUCAGCCUCUACAGCAGCAUCUUCUUCCUCACCAUUAUGACCAUCCAUCGCUACCUGUCUGUAGUGAACCCCAUCUCUACUCUGGGCGUCCACACCCUCCGCUGCCGUGUGCUGGUGAUAUCAACUGUUUGGACAGCCAGCAUCCUGUCCUCCAUCCCUGAUGCCAUCUUUCACAAGGUGAUUGUCUCAACAUGUGAUUACUCUGAACUUAGUGGGUUCUUGGCCUCGGUCUACCAGCACAACAUCUUCUUUCUCCUCUCCAUGGGGAUCAUCCUGUUCUGUUAUAAGCAGAUUCUCAGGACCUUGUUUCGUUCAAAGUCCAGACAAAGGCACCGGACAGUCAAGCUCAUCUUCACCAUUGUGGUGGCGUACUUCCUCAGCUGGGCUCCCUACAACCUCAUCCUCUUCCUGAAGACACUGCAGGAGACUGGAAUCAUCCAGAAGACCUGUGAGGUCAAGCAACGGCUGGACAUGGCUAUGUUCAUCUUCCGCAUGUUGGCUUUUUCUCACUGCUGCUUCAACCCAGUGCUCUACGUCUUUGUUGGGGUCAAGUUCCGCAGACACCUAAAAAGUCUCCUCCAGCAGGCCUGCCAGAAGGCAUUCGUCCCUGUCCCAUCCUCCUACUCCCCUGGUGCCUUUACGUACGAAGGCCCCUCCUUCUACUGA
Messenger RNA from Phodopus roborovskii (desert hamster), 1026 nucleotides. It is a transcript of the gene Xcr1, whose product is annotated as X-C motif chemokine receptor 1. Gene Ontology annotation, biological process: chemotaxis; G protein-coupled receptor signaling pathway; immune response. Bases 1 to 1026 code for a protein of 341 amino acids. Gene Ontology annotation, cellular component: membrane. The record is from RefSeq and is a predicted model, not a curated record. The transcript has a single exon. NCBI's taxonomy places the organism in Eukaryota, Metazoa, Chordata, Mammalia, Rodentia, Cricetidae. Gene Ontology annotation, molecular function: chemokine receptor activity.